AUGAGAUGGCGUUACAAGAAUACGAUCACGGUGCGGGCAUUCGUUUCGAGAAACGAUAAGCAAAUGUUAAAGAGAACGGUGUAUAAAAGGCAAUUGAGCUAUGCCUUAGCUUUUCCCGGGCAGGGGGUUAUCGAAAAUGGACUUCUUGCGAACUACAGUGAGUACAGGAGUAAAUUACAACGGACGUUAGACACUGUCGAUGCUUCGUUAAACGAGAGAUUUACUGAAAAUUUGUUUGACACAAACCCCGAUUUCAAUCGUGAGUGGCUAUUGAAGACUUCCAACGCACAACCCGCCAUCUUAGUUACCAGUUUCGUGAUAUGCAAACUAAUGAAUAAAAUAUUUGACCUUGAUAUAGUUCACAAUGCUUCUUACCUAUUAGGGCAUUCUUUGGGUGAAUACACUGCUCUUCUAUUGUCAGGUGUACUUGAUCUAGGUACAGCUGUUAAGUUAGUCCGGGAAAGAGGCUUAUUGAUGGAAAAGUUGAUAACUUCUGACGAGUAUGGAAUGCUUGCUCUAAUGUUCCGUUCAAAUAAUUUUGAUAGAAUUCUCGAUGAGGCCAGAAAUUAUAUUGCAAAUAUAAAUUCAUAUCAACAAAUUGUUCUUUCUGGGAAAAGGUCAGAUUUAGAAAAUGUUGUAUCGUCUAUGAACAAAAAAUCUAAGAUAGUUCUUAAGUCUGUUUUCCUUCCUGUCCGUAUCCCUUUCCAUAGUCCAAUGAUAAGACAAAUAGAGCCGGCAUUAACUGCUCUCCUACCUACUGCAAAUCGACCUUGCGUACCUAUAAUCUCAAACUUAUAUGGAGAGCCUUCAGUUGAAUGCUUACAGAACACUAUUGCAGUCAAUUCACGGCCAGUUCAGUGGGUAAAAUCAAUAGAAUAUCUUAUCAAAAAUGACACAGAUACCAUUAUUAACAUUGGUCCAGGAUCUUCUCUAGCUGGCUUCAGUUCAAAAUUCAAAAUUAACACCAUAAACAUUAAUUCUUUAGAUUCGAUACGAGCUUACGGAGACUUCAGACGUAAAAAGUAG
Priceomyces carsonii is the source of this 1026-nucleotide messenger RNA. RefSeq names its product [acyl-carrier-protein] S-malonyltransferase (gene MCT1). Bases 1 to 1026 code for a protein of 341 amino acids. The transcript has a single exon. Gene Ontology annotation, biological process: fatty acid biosynthetic process. Gene Ontology annotation, cellular component: mitochondrion; fatty acid synthase complex. The record is from RefSeq and is a predicted model, not a curated record. Lineage: Eukaryota; Fungi; Ascomycota; Pichiomycetes; Serinales; Debaryomycetaceae. Gene Ontology annotation, molecular function: [acyl-carrier-protein] S-malonyltransferase activity; fatty acid synthase activity.